AGAAGCAGAAUCUAUAACUAGUCACCAUGUCUGCAUCACCAACUGCCCGUCAAGCCAUGCACGUCCCCCAAAAGACCAGGACCAUUAAAAUUUCGGAUCCCAUCCAAAUGCCAGAGGUUUACUCCUCAACACCUGGCGGCACCUUGUACUCGACAACACCUGGUGGUACCCGCCUAAUUUAUGAACGUGCAUUUUUGAAAAAUCUACGCCAAUCGCCCUUGAGUCAAUCUCCACCAGCCAAUAUACCCACCUGCCUGCUGAAGGGUACACCACGUACACCAUUCCGUAAAUGUGUACCACCACCAACAGAUUUGGUCAAGAAGACCGAAUCAUUGAAAAUCGAGGAUCAAGAACAAUUCCAAUUGGAAUUGUAA
Molecule: messenger RNA, 374 nt
Organism: Musca vetustissima
Lineage: Eukaryota; Metazoa; Arthropoda; Insecta; Diptera; Muscidae
Gene: Thor
Product: eukaryotic translation initiation factor 4E-binding protein
Exons: 2
Coding region: 27-374 (115 amino acids)
Biological process (GO): negative regulation of translational initiation
Cellular component (GO): cytoplasm
Molecular function (GO): eukaryotic initiation factor 4E binding
Source: RefSeq, a predicted model, not a curated record